AUGGCAGCGACGGCGGAACCUGACCAGGGUGCUCAUCGCCGCCACUUGGUGAGAAGAGGGCAGCAGCUCUGGCAUGAAGUUCUACCCAGCAACCUGGCACCUGUCCCUGCCACCCAGGAGGCCCCCCAUCCUGCCAGGGGCCCUAGGCCUCCCCGAUGUGGUGUGCCUGAUCCACCUGAUGGGUUGAGUGGCCGAAACCGACAAAAGCGUUUUGUGCUGUCUGGUGGGCGCUGGGAGAAGACAGACCUCACCUACAGGAUCCUCCGGUUCCCAUGGCAGCUGGUACAGGAGCAGGUGCGGCAGACAGUGGCAGAGGCGCUGCAGGUAUGGAGCAAGGUGACACCACUCACCUUCACAGAGGUGCAAGAGGGCCACGCUGACAUCAUGAUUGAUUUCACAAGGUACUGGCAUGGGGACAACCUGCCGUUUGAUGGGCCUGGGGGCAUCCUGGCCCAUGCCUUUUUCCCCAAGACCCACCGAGAAGGGGAUGUCCACUUCGACUAUGAUGAGACCUGGACUAUCGGGGACAACCAGGGCACAGACCUCCUGCAUGUGGCAGCCCAUGAAUUUGGUCAUGUGCUUGGGCUGCAGCACACAACGGCAGCUAAGGCCCUUAUGUCCCCUUUCUAUACCUUCCGCUACCCGCUGAGCCUCAGCCCAGAUGACCUCAGGGGCAUCCAACACCUAUAUGGCAGGCCCCGGUCAGACCCCACUCCCAGGCCCUCAGCUUUGGGCCCCCAGGCAGGAGUGGACACCAACGAGAUUGCACUGGUGGAGCCAGAAACCCCGCCAGAUGCCUGUGAGGUCUCCUUUGACGCAGUCGCUACCAUCCGAGGUGAGCUCUUCUUCUUCAAGGCGGGCUUUGUGUGGCGGCUGCGCAGAGGCCAGCUGCAGCCUGGCUACCCUGCACUGGCCUCUCGCCACUGGCAGGGACUGCCUAGUCCUGUGGAUGCAGCCUUCGAGGAUGCCCAGGGUCACAUCUGGUUCUUCCAAGGUGCUCAGUACUGGGUGUAUGAUGGCGAGAAGCCAGUCUUGGGCCCUGCACCCCUCUCUGAGCUAGGCCUGCUGGAGUCUCAGGUCCAUGCUACCUUGGUCUGGGGCCCUGAGAAGAACAAGAUCUACUUCUUCCGAGGCAGAGACUACUGGCGCUUUCACCCCAGCACCCGCCGAGUGGACAGCCCUGCGCCCCGUCGGACCACCGACUGGCGAGGGGUGCCUUCUGAGAUUGAUGCUGCCUUCCAGGAUGCUAAUGGCUAUGCCUACUUCCUGCGUGGCCGCCUCUACUGGAAGUUUGACCCUGUGAAGGUAAAGGCCCUGGAGGGCUUUCCUCGCCUCGUGGGCCCUGACUUCUUCAACUGUACUGAACCUGCCAACACUUUUCGCUAACAGCAGCUUGGAUAUCUUCAGGGCGCUUGACCUUGACAUUGCCAGACCACUGACAUCACUUAUUUACUUGUGACCAGCUUGGUGGCUGUGGGCACCAGCACAGGAUGACCUGUGUUUUCUCAGGGUGUUAGGGAUUGGGUGUUGCCACUGUAACAACUGCAGGGAGGGCUACGUGGGUCACGGUCACCUGCCAGCACCUGUCUCAGACUGGGCAAGAAGGCUUUGGCGUUAAGCGUGAAGGUAGUCUUGGGCCCCAAACCUGUAUAGGUCAUGGUUAAACCCAGCUGCCCUUUGUCUCCAUCCCUUCCCUCAAGAGUAGGAUCUUGGCAGGGCUGGGGGAACUGGAACCCUAGCUCUAUCCGUGUGGGUUUCUGCAGUGGGCUGGUCCUGGAGUUCCGACAUCACAUGGCCUUCUAUCAUUUCCUGAGAAGUCAGCUCUGAGUAGAUGCUUGGAACUGGCUUUCAGUGAACCCCUGUGAUCCUGGAGCUCUGCUUCCCAUUUUGGUCCAGGCCAAAAUGUCAAAAGUAAACUGGUGAGGAGAGGCUUCCUGUUGAAAACCUUGGGCCCUGGAGGGCCCAACAUACCUCAAUCCUGUCAUGGGCCCUCCCUGUCCUCAUCCCAGCACUGGGUCCUUCCUAAGCCAUGUAAAUGUAUGUAA
Molecule: messenger RNA, 2045 nt
Organism: Condylura cristata (star-nosed mole)
Lineage: Eukaryota; Metazoa; Chordata; Mammalia; Eulipotyphla; Talpidae
Gene: MMP11
Product: matrix metallopeptidase 11
Exons: 8
Coding region: 1-1386 (461 amino acids)
Biological process (GO): extracellular matrix organization; collagen catabolic process; proteolysis
Cellular component (GO): extracellular matrix
Molecular function (GO): metalloendopeptidase activity; zinc ion binding
Source: RefSeq, a predicted model, not a curated record